GGCAUCCAAUCAGACCCAUCCAGCCUUUUCCCCUCUUCACCACCACUCCUCUACAUACUAGUUGGCAGUUUUACAAGAAACAUAAACAAAUCGCAUUCUUUUUGAAGGUUUUGAAAACCAAUUUAUCUAUAGAAUCACCGUCAUAAACCAAGCCCUUUCCACGUGCUACUCUAGUUCAAACAAGCUACCUAUCGAAAUGUACCAUCCAACGAUCCCUUUGAUCGUUCUAAUCUUAUCAUCGCAAACUCAUUCUCGGUUCAUAGAGCCUGGUGUGGUACCGAUCAACCCAAUCCAUCUUCAGCGUCGCGGGAUCGAUCAGAAUGUUCUGCUCGAAAAUGGCCAAGAGGCUCAAAAGCUGAACGCGAAGUUCUCUGGCAUGAAUCCUAACUCGCCAUGUAAGACGGGAGAUUCGGCAUGUAUCGCUGGAGGAUUCUCGCAAUGUGUAGGAGGCAAAUUUGUGGGUGGACCAUGCGCCCAAGGUUCGAAAUGUUUUGCGAUGCCUCUCUUAUUGAAGAAAGGAACUUCCUUAGGAUGUGAUACUGAAGAAGAUGCCACGAGCAGAAUCAAAAACACUGGCGCCACUGGUGGUUUGACUGGGACCGGCGGGGAUUCAAGCAAGCCAUCAACAAGUAACUCCACCCAGGCAAACCCAACAGGAGACAUGAACGGUACAAAAUCUGAUUCAAAUGAGAAAGAUGGCGAUUCCACUGGAUCGACGGGGAAUGCAGCUGCGGAUACGAACAAAAAUUCCACUUCAAUGGAUUCCUCAGCAGGAUCUUCCCGUCCAUCCGACGCCUCAGAUUCAGGUACCGAUGAGAAAAAAAAGUCAAACCCCCCAAUGGAUUCCUCCUCAGGAGCUGCCGAUUCAUCCGACCCUUCGGCUUCCGGUACCGAUAAGAAUGACGCGAAAAACUCGACCGACUCGAGCGAUCCCAAGUCAGAUUCUGGCAAAGCCUCGGAGGCGAGUAAGAAUUCAACAUCCCCCUCGGAUGGGAAGGAACCUGACCCCAAGGAAUCCAGCUCCAACUCUACUGACGUUAAAAAAAAUGAAGCUCCGGUUAAAGGAGCCGACGGUGAAGAUGUAGAGGAUCUCAGUUUUGCGAAGGAUAAAUCGGAAGAAAAAGAUUGCGCAGAUGAAUCCUAACUCUAACCCAGAGCUACGAUUAACGGCGGUUCCUCCGAUUUCCAUUCCUAUUUUAUGAUUUACAAUUUUUAUUCUUAUCCUUAUUUUUAUCAGUCGGGUUCUAGGGGAAAAGAAGCAGCUAUGUAGGCUGGAUUCAAAAUUCAUUUUUUUUUUUCAAGUGUGUAGAAUUCAAAAUUACUUUACUUAAAAUAGUAUUUUAUAAGCUUAUGCCCGCUUAUGUAGAAGGCUUGUUCCAAACUGGGUCUGGAUGAUUUAAGAAAUUUAGGGGUCCGAAGUCAUUGAAUGAUUUCGUGAUGGGUUUUCAAGACAAGGCAGUAAUAUGUAUUGCUUGAUUAAGCCUUGGAGUCGCUAGCGAGGUGUGCCAAUCUUUAAAUUUCAGCACCGUUGCAAGCAAACAACUGAGUGCAUUAAGGAAAGUCCAACGCUUCAACGCAUACAUAAAACAUUCCAGAUCUUGUC
Puccinia graminis f. sp. tritici CRL 75-36-700-3 is the source of this 1603-nucleotide messenger RNA. RefSeq lists its product as uncharacterized. The record is from RefSeq and is a predicted model, not a curated record. The coding region runs from base 197 to 1144 and encodes 315 amino acids. Lineage: Eukaryota; Fungi; Basidiomycota; Pucciniomycetes; Pucciniales; Pucciniaceae. The transcript is spliced from 4 exons.